UUCAAAAUAACGGUAUAUUAGCUAUUAAGAAUGAGUUGUAAAAGAUCAGUUGUUGAUGCGUAAAAUAGCAAUCAUCAUUCAGUUGUUUCCAAACUAAUGAUAAGAAUGGGUGAAAUUGUUGAAUUUGAGUUUGUUGUAGGCGCUCGCCGCAAUUGUGAGUUAGUGUAUACGCCGACGAAAAAACAAUUGUACAAAUUUAAAACUCAAUACACCAAUAAAAAAGGAGAUUGCAUAAGGCUAUACAUUUGUUAUCAAAAUAAUUGCAAAGCAUUUCUUCAAGUUAUUAACAGAGAAGUAGCAAUUUCACCAAAAGAAAAUAAUGGACACUUUGACCAUGGCGACCAGGAAAGCCUAAUGAAACAAUUUAAAUUAAAAGCUGCAAUAAAAGAAGGUGUUUCCAAACCGAGCUUGGUAGCAAACAAAGUUCGAGUUGUUUUUAACGCUGAAUGCAGAAAUGCUAAGGAUAGUGCUGAUCAAAUUGUCUUUAACAAAAUGCAGAGGCACUUGAGGCGGAUAAAGAGCCAAGCUAUGCCGAAAUCUCCACAAACUCCUCAGGAAUUUAUAAACCUAUUUGCAAACAGCGAACACAUGAAGCAAUACGGCAUGUGUGAGAGCGCGCCGGACGAACCAUUUUAUCAAACAACUAUCCUUGAAACAGACUUUAGCUACACCCUAUUCUGCUCCUUACCAAUGACGAAAUUAAUUUCUACAAUGGAUGAUGACUCUCGUCACUAUCUUGUCGAUGCUACAUUUGCAGUUGUGCCAUCAAGCGGUUACAAACAAUUACUUCUUAUAUACAUCGGGUAUGAGCGCCACGUAUUCCCUUUUGCAUAUAUACUUAUGUCGAAGAAAACCCAGAAAUCCUACGAACACGUUCUGCGGUUCAUAGACGCAAAUGUGUUUCGCCUUAAACCCGCCUCUUUUACCACAGACUUUGAGAAGGCCCUACGAAGUGGAAUAUUAAAGGUAUAUCCUGAGGUGCAACUAAAGGGAUGCUGGUUCCAUUACUGCCAAGCAUUAAGAGGAAAAUUAACCAACAUCUCAGAAUUGGCUAAAUUUGUCAAAACCACUGAUGCGGCAAGGCGAAUUUUUAAAAAGAUGCUUGUUUUACCACUGCUUCCUCCAGACGAUAUACCAACCGCAUUCAAUUUGUGCAAACAAGAAGCGUACGCAUCCAUGAACUGUUAUUACAAAUCAGAGAAUGUAUUUGAGAAAUUCUUCGACUAUUUUCAAAGACAAUGGAUAGAUUUAGAAAGUCCACUCAAAUUUUCUGUCCAUGGUGAAUGCGUACGAACUACGAGCGCUGUGGAAUCAUAUAACAGCUUUUUGUGUGCACAAAUUCCAAUGCAUGGCUCAUUCUGGGACUUUUUACAAAUAAUUAGACAGCAAGAGUUUCAGAAAUAUGUUGAUCUGAAACAGAUUUUAGAUGGCGUUUCGGAAAUUUCACAACCACCAAAAAAAACGAAAUAGAGACCGCAAUGAGUAAGUGAAAAUUCUCACAGAGCAACUGGCAAAUAAACAGAUUACUCCCAAAAUGUUCCUCCAGAUGAUGACCAAUAAAAUAAAUAAUCUCGCCCCAGUAGUUUUGGACCGAACACCUAUUGAUGAAAGCGAAACUGAGGAUGAAAGUCAACCUAUCCUUCAGGAUGGGUUGUUAUGUGAAAUAUGUUUUAAAAACAAAAAAUGUAUGCUUCUGCUUCCAUGUAGGCAUGCAAAACUUUGUAAACCUUGUUUUGAAGGAAUACAAGAUAAACAUAAUAAUCAAGGUACUUUAAUAUUAUGUCCAUUCU
Molecule: messenger RNA, 1790 nt
Organism: Musca domestica (house fly)
Lineage: Eukaryota; Metazoa; Arthropoda; Insecta; Diptera; Muscidae
Exons: 3
Coding region: 97-1470 (457 amino acids)
Source: RefSeq, a predicted model, not a curated record